UACUGCAUACUAUUACAACCUCAUUGUAGAAUGACCUUAACAGCCCUGUAUAAACCCUUAAGUCUUUUGUUCGCCUCCGUGGCGGUUGGAUGUGGUUCUUGGAAUUAUGUGUAUUUUUGAUCGUGGGGCUGCGUACGCGUUAUCCCUGUUUUUCUUUUACUUUCAUAAUCGUUGACUGGCGUAGAAAAUAGAAUAUAAUAGCUCAGCUCAGAGCCAUUUGUUGAACCAGAACCAGAACCAAAGUUGGAUUUGUUUUUAACUACCAUCUUCAAUUUUUCAAUGAUAAAACUAAGGAACUUCCUAAGGAACUUUAAUAAAUAGCCUAGUUGGAAUUAACAAAUAUUGUGAAUGUAAUUUGCUUUGCAAUUGUUAUUUAUAUAACUUGAUGCAUACCAUAUAUGGAAUAUGUGUUCCUUAGGAGCAAAUUUUGUACAUAUUAUAUUUUUCUUAUAUUUAGUUUGUAUUAUAUAUGGUAAGGAAGCCAUAGAAGAAUCUGUAACACAAUCUAAAAUCAAAAAUAUUUUCAAUCAAGACAAAAGUGAACAAAUUCAUGCAGAUGAAGGAAAAGAUUAUGUAAAAGCAAAAGCUGAAGUAACAACAAAUAUUACCAAUACUAUGUCAACAAAUAUUACUAAAGUUAAUUGUUCAUUGGAGAAGAUCUAUGGUCCUGUUGAGAUUGUCAAUGCGACAAGGCUCAUGGAGUUAUUGAUUCUGGAACCUGGUCCAUCAAAUCGCUCAAGAAAUGGCAAAGAAAGUAAACAGUUGCCAGGAACAUGUAUUUUAGUAUUAUUUUAUGCUAGGUCAUGUGUCUUUAGUAGUCAAGCUGCACCACAUUUCAAUGCUAUACCUCGAUCAUUUCUUCAUAUAAAAGCUGUAGCUAUCGAUGCCAUAAAACAUCAAAGUUUCAAUGCGCAAUAUGGAAUAGUUGGGGUGCCGACAUUAAUGCUAGUUCAUAAUGGCAAACCAGUUGCUAAAUUCAAUGACACAAUUUAUACUUUGGAAUCAUUUGCCAAAUUUACAUCUCAGUUGACAAAUUUACAACCGAACGGUUCGUUGUAUGUUACCUCAGCGGAUUUCACUGGACCAGUUUCAAGCACACCUUCUAACGAGACAGACUACUGUCUUGUUCUAUCUUGGAUUUUCAAUAUUGCUUGUAUGUUAUACUUCAUAUCACGUAGCAGGUGGUGGCAGCAGUUCGUCGAAGUUAUUCAGAACACUUGGCGUGAAAGUAAUGCACAACAUGAACAUGUCGACUAGAAUAUAACCUAUAUAAAUAAACUUUUCCUAGGAUAUAAAUUAAUUAUUUAAAUAGUUUAAUUUAAUUACAAUUCAUUUUGUAAACAUGUAAAUAGAAAAAGUAAAAUAGACUGAUAUUUCAUGAACAUUGGA
This is a messenger RNA of Harpegnathos saltator (Jerdon's jumping ant), 1389 nucleotides long. It is a transcript of the gene bug, whose product is annotated as thioredoxin domain-containing protein bug. Gene Ontology annotation, biological process: cilium assembly. NCBI's taxonomy places the organism in Eukaryota, Metazoa, Arthropoda, Insecta, Hymenoptera, Formicidae. The transcript is spliced from 5 exons. The coding region runs from base 406 to 1257 and encodes 283 amino acids. The record is from RefSeq and is a predicted model, not a curated record. Gene Ontology annotation, cellular component: cilium.